This is a messenger RNA of Phoenix dactylifera (date palm), 2297 nucleotides long. Its product is annotated as RING/U-box superfamily protein. Lineage: Eukaryota; Viridiplantae; Streptophyta; Magnoliopsida; Arecales; Arecaceae. The record is from RefSeq and is a predicted model, not a curated record.
CCCGCCACAUUUUCCUCGUCUUUCGAAACUCCGCGCCGCUUCCCAGGCUUCUUGAAUCGAAAAAUAAAAGCGGAAACAAAUUCCUUUGGCUCGAAGGCAGGGAAGGUGGAAGCGCCGCGGCCAGGCAUGAACGCCGCCUCUAAGCCCAUCUGCACCAUCUGCUAUGAAGACCUCAACCUCAUCGUCGAAGAAGUCCAAGCCAUCCCCAUCUGCGGCCACGUCUUCCACGAGCUCUGCAUCCAACAAUGGCUGGAAUACUGCCCGGAAGGGAAGAAGCCCACCUGUCCCGUCUGCAAGCAGUUCUGCGCCCCUCACUCCCCCAUCCGCCUCUACUUCCAGUCCACCGGCGACCCCCACAAUUUCCCUCCUCCCAGAAGCUUUCUUCCGAGGCUGAUGCCGAGGCAUUGGACUGAGGAGGUAAGGAGACUGGAGUUGAAGCUUUCGGCCCUCACCUCCAAUUUCGAGAACCAGCAGACGCAUCUCAGCAAACUGAAUGAUGAGGUGACUGCAUGGAAAGAGUUGGCGAAAAGGGAGGAGGCAAGAAGAGAAGAGAUCAUGAAAGAGAAAGAGUGCGUCCAGCAGUUUCUACAUAUGAAAAUAGAGGAACUGUCUAGGAAAUCGUUGGAGUGCACGAAGCUAUAUGAGAGGAGUUUGGUUUUGGCCAAGGAGCUUGCUGCCCUUAAACUGGCAACAGAUCUGAACUUGGAGGAGGAAGAGAUGGUGAAACUUGCAUCGCUUGGUCAUGGUGGCAACCAUGAGAAUGCAGUACAGGUUCUGAAGAGGUCCCUUGCCCUUCGCAAUAAGAGCUAUAAGGAACUGUUGGCUCAAUGCAACCUCUUAGGAAGGGCAGAGACUCGCAGUCAGAUGAAACUUGGUAAGGCUAAAGAAAAGAUAACAAAACUUCGAUUACGAUUGCAAGAGGUGGGGGCUCUUGAAGAAAAAGAGAAUGAAAUCCUGAGGAAUUUGAAGGCUUCAAAAAGAAUUAAAACUGAAGGGAUAAAUUUCAGUUGUGUCAAUGGGAACCUAAGUUAUCCAUGCACUGACAAUCAUUUAUUGGAAGAUCAAACUGAGAAGCCUGCUGAGCAUGACCCCCAUCAUUUUAAAGGAAGUGCCAAAGGUCCUGUACUCCAAAACAAUUUGAUUUCAUCUAGUUUCAAGGAUAACGACUAUGUAAUAGAUCUAGAUGCUGAUUCUAGCUUCCUUAUGGAUGAGGUUGCUCUUGAACCAUCUACAAACUUAUUUAAGCAUUCAACUCCUAUUUCUGUUGGCAAAAAUCAAGCUGAAUCUGACAAGAAUGAAGAUCUCCAUAAGUCAUCUAUGUCGGGGGAUGCUUAUCCUAAUAAACAGGCUUCCUCUACUUACAAGCAUAUCAGGCAUGAAUCCUGGACCUCAAGCAUUAAUAUCAAUAAUGAUGAGAAGGGUUCUCUGGAAAGAGUUGUAGAGAGAAAUGCAGCACAGAUACCUAAUACAGAGGCUUCCUCCACUUACAAGCGCAUUAGGCAUGAAUCCUGGAACUCAGGCAUUAAUAUGAAAAAUGACGAGAAGGGUUCUCUAGAAAAAGUUGUAGAUAGAAGUGGGACGCAGAUAGAAAGUUUGUCUCGGACUAAAGAAAUUUUGCUUAUUGAUGAUAUUGCCAGGCAAUCACCUUCAAUGGCAAUCAAAAGGGAAACUCAGGCUCAUGAUUCAGUUGCUUCCCCUGGUGAUGCAUGGUUUCCUGGUGGAAUCUUUGGUCCUGAAGGUGGCAACAGAAGUGUGGGGAAGUGGUGCAAGCAGGUUUCAAACGUUUCCUUGUAUCUUAGAAUGCAAGCAUCAAAGAGAAAUGAGGAUUUGAUUGCAGUUGGAGCUGAUGGGAGAGGUGGAAGGGUCAAAGUGCUGAGAGCUCAUGACCAGGUCAAUAAGUCACAAGCAUCACAGUCAAAGAAUUAUCAUGGAGCGAAACAAAGUGGUCAAUCUCAGAUUGAUCAUUUCUUUGGGAAGUCUGAAGGCUAAUUGUACAUUCACAGGAGAAAGUGGCCAUAGCAAAACCCUCAAGAGUUAAGAGAUUUAGAUUCGAGGUUUUAGAGACACUGAUUGGAGGACAACCGAAAUGGAGAUAAAUUUAUUACUCAGAUAAUCUCCGUCCUCACAGAAGGCAGUAGUAAACAGGUCAUAAUUUUACUGCAUAAUGUUUCUAUUUAUCAAACUCUGGUUUUUUGAACUCUGCACAACCUUAAGUGGCUAACUGGAAUGCUGAACCAAAGUAAACUUUUUCUGUUUUGGAGAACAAGUUAGAUAAAUCCAUGGACAUUCUUUUCUAA